Manihot esculenta (cassava) is the source of this 463-nucleotide messenger RNA. RefSeq names its product protein MKS1. The transcript has a single exon. Gene Ontology annotation, cellular component: nucleus. Bases 20 to 349 code for a protein of 109 amino acids. The record is from RefSeq and is a predicted model, not a curated record. Lineage: Eukaryota; Viridiplantae; Streptophyta; Magnoliopsida; Malpighiales; Euphorbiaceae.
UACAACAGCUACCAAGAAAAUGGCAUCCUCUGUCAGAAGUCAAUUGCAGGGUCCAAGGCCUGCACCGCUUCUUGUUAACCGGAGCUCUUCAAAGAUCAAGAAAACAGCGGCUCCAAAUCGUCGGAGACAUUCUCCGGUUGUCAUAUAUCUGAAAUCACCUGAUAUUAUUCACGUUAGAGCUGAGGAGUUCAUGGGUCUCGUACAACGUCUUACUGGGAAACAAGCACAGAAUCAGAGUAGUAUUUCUGCUUCAUCAUCGUGUUCUCCAACUGCUCGUGCAAUGGCUGAUGUUGAGUCCAUCGAAAAGGGUUCUUCAAGCAUGGGUGAAGAAGAGUUGGAUAGUGAGUGAGCUCAAUUUCGCAGUUUUAUUUUAAGCAUGUAGAGGGAUUGAGAGUGAAUUUCAGUAGGUAGUAGAAAAGAUGAAUUACUUAAACCCCGGGUUUGCUAUAAAUAAAUUUGUAAA